Molecule: messenger RNA, 1032 nt
Organism: Esox lucius (northern pike)
Lineage: Eukaryota; Metazoa; Chordata; Actinopteri; Esociformes; Esocidae
Product: RAD51-associated protein 1
Exons: 6
Coding region: 174-590 (138 amino acids)
Source: RefSeq, a predicted model, not a curated record
GGUAAAUGGUAAAGUAAACUGGUAUUUGUAGUUAGUCCUUUAGCCCAGUCGUUCAGUAUUCAUUUUAUUUUGUGUUUUGGGCACUGUUAGCAAAUUUGAGUAAAAACAGGCUUGUUAAAACUAGAGUAGUGGUUCAAGCUGGCUGAAUUUUGAAAGGCUAACGUCACUUAGCUAUGGCUCGACCAACAAGUGCCAAAACCCAAAUGUCUUACACGAAAUUGAUGGAGCUUGAUGAUUAUGAAGAAACUGCCGGACCUCCCAGCAAGAAGUCAUUGUUUUUUGUCAAAGAUCCACAUAAAGACAGCCUUUGUAAGGUCAGGGGGGAUCCAAUGUCAUCCCACCCAAUCAGAGAGCAGAGACAGGCAGCUGCCUCAGAACAACAGAGUUUUGUUUUAAAUGCGGAUGGGAUCAGCCAGACGGAGAGGCCUGGAGAGGAUAUCGACUACCAGCCUAAAUGCACACCAGCCACAUCAAAGCCUGUGUUAAGUCAGAGGACGCUUCCUGUCACUCAUUGGUUACCCAGACCAUCCCCUCUCAGCCCAACAGGGGGCAGACCUCCAAAGAGGAAUCCAUCAGGUAGGUGUUUUUAAGGAGAGAUUCCACCAUGAAGUCCCCAGGACCAGGAUUGCGACUGGGACUGUCACGCUUGGCAAAGGUCAAACCCCUGCACCCCACUACUACUGGUAACUGACUCUUGCCAAGUUAAAAAUUUAACAGCAUCUUUUUCUUUUUUCAUGCUGCUACUUUUAGUUUAUGCCUUAUAACAUGCACUUUCUGUAUUGUCCGUAGUUGUACAUAAUUUUUUUGCAGGAUUUAAACAUUGGUUGGUAACUUUGUUGCCGAUAUGUUUUUAUUGAACAAACUGACAGGAAGUAAAAUACAUUUUACCAAAACUGGGAUCCUCCCCCCUCCUCCAUCACCCCCAAGAGAAUUGGUCAGAUGUUUGAAAAAAUUUAAUAAACGCAAUAUACUUUCAUAGUUUUUAUGUCUCCACUAUUAUUCUACAAUGUGAAAAAUUGCAAAAAUAAAGAA